AGAGCAGUAUCACUCCCCCCCCCACAGAGAGCAGUAUCACUCCUCCCAUCCCACCCAGAGAGCAGUAUCCUCCUCCCCCACCGCAGAGAGGCAGUAUCACUUCCCCCCACCGACAGAGAGCAGUAUCACUCCUCCCCCACACAGAGAGCAGUAUUCAAUCCUCCCCCACCGCAGAGAGCAGUAUCACUCCUACCCACCACAAGAGAGGCAGUAUCACUCCUCCCCACCACAGAGAGCAGUAUCACUCUCCCCCACCGCAGAGAGCAGUAUCACUCCUCCCCCCACCGAGAGACGGGAUCACUCUCCCCCACGACAGGAGCAGUAUCAUCCUCCCCACCGCAGAGAGCAGUAUCACUCCUCCCAACCACGGAGAGCAGUAUCAACUCCUCCCACCGCAGAGAGCAGUAUCCAACUUCUCCUCCCACCACAGAGAGCAGUAUCACUCCUCCCCACCGCAGAGAGCAAUCAUCCUCCCCCCCCAGAGAGCAGUAUCACUCCUCCCCCCCACAGAGAGCAGUAUCACUCCUCGCCCACCAGAGAGAGUAUACACUCCUCCCCCCCAGAGAGCAGUACAGCCUCUCCCCCCCACCCAGAGAGCAGUAUCACUCCUCCCCCACCACAGAGAAGCAGCAAUCACUCCCAUCCACGAGGAGCAGAUCUACUCCUCCCCCACCACAGAGAGCAGUCACUCCUCCCCCCCACCAGAAGCAGUAUCACUCCUCCGCCCACCACACGGAGCAGUAAUCACUUCCUCCCCCCACACCAGAGAGCAGUUCACUCCCUACCCACCAGAGAGCAAGUAUCACUCCUCCCCCACCACAGAGAGCAGUAUCACCCCCCCCCACAGAGAGCAUCUCACUCCUCCCCACCUACAGAGAGCAGUAAUCACUCCUCCCCCACCACAGAGAGCAGUAUCACUCUCCCCACUACAGAGAAGCAGUAAUCACUUCCUCUCCCCCACAGCAGAGAGCAGUAUACUCCUCCCCCGCACCACAAGAGAGCAGUAUCACUCCUCCCCACCGGCAGAGGCAGUAUCAAUCCUCCCCACCCUAGAGAGCAGUAUCACUCCUCCCCCAACCACAGAGAGCAGUAUCACUCCUCCCCCACCAGAGAGCAGUAUCAUCCACCCGCCCACCAGAGAGCAGUAUCACUCCUCCCCACCGCAGAGAGGCACGUAUCACUCCUCCCCACCACAGAGAACAGUAUACUCCUCCCCCACCUCAGAAGGCAGUAUCACUCCUCCCCCCCACAGAGAGCAGUAUCACUCCUCCCCCCACAGAAGAGCAGUAAUCAAUCCUCCCCACCACAGAGAGCAUAGUCCUCACCUCCCCCACCGCAGAGAGCAGUAUCACUUCCUCCCCACCCAGAGAGCAGUAUCACUCCCCCCGCCCCCAGAGAGCAGUAUCACUCCUCCCCCACGCAACGACGAGCAAGAGCAGUAUCACUCCUCCCCCACCACCAGAGAAGCAGUAUCACUGCUCCCCCACGCAGAGAGCAGUAUCACUCUCCCACCGCAGAAGCAGCUGCACCUCCCACCGAGAGCUUACCCUGGCCCGCACCCAGAGAGCAGUAUCACUCCCCCCCACCACAGAGAGCAGCACUCUCUCCCCCAGCCACAGAGAGCAGUAUCACUCGCUCCCCCCGCAGAGAGCAGCACCCUCCUCCCCACCACAGGGAGCAGCUAUCACUCCUCCCCCACCACACGAGAAGCAGUAUCACUCUCCCCCACCACAGAGAGUAGUAUCGCUCCUCCCCCCACAGAGAGGAGUAAUCAAUUCUGCCCGGCGUGCGAGAGCAGUAAUCACUCUCCCCACUACCGAGAGGCAGUAUCUUUCACCCCACCACAUGAGAGCAAGUAUCACUCCUCCCCCACCAAUCAGAAGCGAGAGAGCAGUAUCACUCCUCCCACGCACGACCAGUUCAUCCUCCCCCACAGAGAGCGUAUCACUCCUCCCCACACCGCAGAGGAGCAGUAUCACUCCUCCCCCACCGGCAGAGAGCCAGUAUCUCUCCUCCCCACCGGCAGAGAGCAGUAUCACUCCUACCCACCACAUGAGAGCAGUAAUCACUCCUCCCCCACCGCAGAGAGCAGUAUCUCUCCUCACCCCACCACAGAGGAGCAGUAUCAAUCCUCCUCCCACCGCAGGAGCAGUAUCACUCCUCCCCCACCAGAGAGCAGUAUCACGCUACCCACCACAGAGAGCAGUUAUCACUCCUCCCCACCGCAGAGACGCAGUAAUCACUCUUCCCCCCCACAGAGAGCAGUAUCUCUCCUCCCCCACGCAGAGAGCAGUAUCACUCCCUCCCCCACCACAGAGGCAGCAACCUCCCCCCGAUACACUCCUCCCCCACCCAGAGAGCAGUAUCACUCCUCCACCCACACAAGAGAGGCAGUAUUCAUCCUCCCCACCACAGAGAGCAGGUUAUCACUCCUCCGCCCACCACAGAGAGCAGUAUUCACUCCUCCCCCACCACAGAGGCAGGUAAUCCUCCUCCCCACCACCAGAGAGCAGUAUCUCACUCCUCCCCACCACAGACGAGAGUCACCAAACAUCCUCCCCGACCACAGAGAGCAGUAUCACUCCUCCCCCACCACCAGAGAGCAGGAUCAUUCCGAGGCUAUCAUCGCUCGACUCCCCCACCACAGAGAGCAGUAUCACUCCUACCCCACCACAGAGAGCAGUAUCACUGCCUUCCCCCACCAGACAGAGCAGUAA
This is a messenger RNA of Salvelinus sp. IW2-2015, 2717 nucleotides long. NCBI's taxonomy places the organism in Eukaryota, Metazoa, Chordata, Actinopteri, Salmoniformes, Salmonidae. The record is from RefSeq and is a predicted model, not a curated record.